This is a messenger RNA of Geodia barretti, 2536 nucleotides long. The record is from the annotation of a GenBank genome assembly. Lineage: Eukaryota; Metazoa; Porifera; Demospongiae; Tetractinellida; Geodiidae.
CAAGGAUUGCACAAGUUUUGCUUAGGCAGGCAAAUAAUUGGUAGGGACCAUUACCCCUCUGUUAGUAUCUCGUUACAUGGUAACUCAGGAGUCACUAUUCUCUUGGAAUGUGGAAGUGCAAAUAGCAGGUACAGUUCUAAUUAUAGCAUCACCGUUCAAAAAAAGAAGAGCGUGUGUAACCAUAAAUUGUGGUGUACUUGCACCCAGCUGUACUUAAAAGAAUGCCCAAGAGUUUCAUGUAGGUAUUAGUCUGGGUCAAAACCAAAGUGUCCUUUGUAGAGAGGUGUCCUUUAUUCUUUUCGGAUGUUUCAGAAAGUGUGUGUGUAUGUGUGCAGGAGCAAGGCCUGACUGGCAUCGGUCUAGUGGGCUCUUACCACCACCUCCACACUCUGGACUUCUCAUCAAACAGACUCACAGAGCUGUCGGAACUGAGCACUCUCCCUUACCUAACGCACCUCAAUGUCUCCAACAACAAGCUGACUUCUGUCCUGGACUUCAACCCUCCCAAAAAUUUACUGGAAGCCGAUUACUCCAAUAAUGAGAUUGAGGAAAUUGGGGAUCUUUCUCCACAUCAUUCCCUGCAGACUCUUAUUUCUCGACGGUAACCAGAUCACAGCAAUCUCUGGCCUGGACUCCCUGUCAAGACUGAGCCACCUCAGCCUGGCCAGCAAUAGGAUUGACACCAUCUCAAACCUCACCUCCCUUCCCCUCAAGUACCUUAGACUGAGUGGGAACAAUAUUGUUGAGAUUGAAAAUCUCGAAACACUCACUGACCUAAUGGUGAUUGAUUUGUCCGGUAACCAGAUAUCAAGAUUGGGUGGUCUAUGCGGGCACUCCUCUCUCAUGGAAAUAUACCUACAGGAGAACGUUGUUGUGGAACGAGAGGAGUUACUUCACUUGAAAGAACUGAAAAACUUGCGUGUUCUCUCCCUCAACCAGAACCCUAUUGACACUGUGCCGGAGUAUCGAUCAUAUGCAGUGUUCCACCUCCCAUUUCUCACACGACUGGAUGGCCAGACUGUCAGAAUCGAGGAAAAGGUGUCUGCUGUGAACAGGUUCAGUCCUCCGCUCGAGGUAGUCGCUGCACAGGACCACCGCACCAACACCAAGCUGGCCGUGCAGAACAAGCCAGCCUCUCUCAGAUUCAGUACUCUGACGCGACUGGACGAACCCUACCCCAUGUUGGUGAUGUGUGGACCUCCAGGCUCUGGGCAUGAGCAGUUUGUUCGACAUUUGGUGGAUGAGUUCCCCAGCUUCUUUGGCCUCGGAGUGUCCCACACGACGCAGCCCCAGGGACCAAGACAGGGCCAUGGACGAGACUACUACUUCAUCGACGAAGGAACGUUUAACAGAGCUCUCAUAUCAGGAGAGUUUCUGGAGACCCACGAGGUGGGGGGUCACAGGUAUGGUCUGACCAUGGCAGCUGUGGAGCAGGUGGCCCACCAAGGACUGGCCUGUGUCACUCACAUGACCCUUCAAGGAGUUUUGACUAUGAAGAACACUCACUUUGAGCCACGCUACAUUCUCACCAUCCCCCUCACCCCACAGAUCCACGCACAGAGAAUGAGGUCAUCAGGUCAGUACAGUGAGGGGGAGAUCAAGAUGGCAGUGGAUGACGUGACUGCCUACCAGACGCUCCACCAGGACAGACCCGGGUUCUUUGACGCAGCCAUCAACACAGACAGUAUACGUGAAGGCUACCAGCAGCUGCAGGCUCUGGUGAUGGCGUAUGGAGAUAUCACCCCCGAGUCCCCCCUCUCCAUGUCCCAGGUCACCGUCACGUCUGUCACCACCACCUCACACCAGACCACACCCACUCCCGAGAUGCCGACACCCACCUUGGUCACACACCAGGAGAGUACACUGCUUAAAGCCAGUCAUGGUGAGGCAGGAGAUGAACCAGCAAGAGAAGGUGGAAGUGAGGAAGAAAAGGAAGGAGCAAGAGAGGGAGAAAGAGAAUCUAGUCAGCCAAAACCUCCGUCAUCACCAUACCAUGCUCCAGAGGUGGCCAACAAAAUCAAGGGAAUGGCACAGGUGUGGUCCAGACCUCCCUCAUCCCUGGCAGGUAGCAGUCGACCUGUGUCGGGCAGUGACCCCGGCAAGAGACUGGGCACCAGAACACCGCUGUCAGAAUUUGGGGAGAGACACCAGAGGCGAGUGGAGGCUGCUGUGGCUGGGAAAGACAUCAGCUCAUACGAACAACUCUUUAACCAUAAGUCGUCCAUGUACCGGCACCUCCAAGUCAGGUCCAGAAGACAUGCCGGGAACAUCGACAGUUCUAGAGGAGGGAGAGGAAGAUGGGGAGUACAGUAGUUCAGAGGAAGAAGAUGGAGUCUCAGAUACUCAGUCUUCCCUCUCGAAACUCUCAUCAGCUCGUGGAUUUUCACCCCAACCUGAACACCACUCUGACUGAGGGACUAUAAACUGCAUUUUCUGUACUCGUUCCCAGAAUGGGAAAAGUUUUUGGGUCAUUAUUUGGGUGUAGAAUUAUGGUGCACACACAAUGGAAGCUUGGCUUGCUACAUAUUCUAGGGGC